Temnothorax curvispinosus is the source of this 11437-nucleotide messenger RNA. It is a transcript of the gene dtn, whose product is annotated as transmembrane protein 132C. The record is from RefSeq and is a predicted model, not a curated record. Lineage: Eukaryota; Metazoa; Arthropoda; Insecta; Hymenoptera; Formicidae. The coding region runs from base 118 to 4626 and encodes 1502 amino acids. The transcript has 9 exons.
UUCUAUGUCAGGUAAAGUUAAACAUUCGGAUUGUCAGUAUCGAGGUGUUAAUAUGUCAACAACUGAUUGUAGACCAGAUAAUUCUAAAACGAGCGGGCUCGAGACUCGCGUUUAACCAUGUCGUUUCUUUUUAUCUUUCCAGACGUGGCGGCAUCAGUGGAGGUUCACUUCGAGAAUAAGGACGGUGGAUUCUUCUUGAAGCACAUACCGCGGCAAUAUUAUCCGGCCCGCGGCACGUCGGAUAGCGCUAUCCCGGCGCUAUCUACGAGUGCAUCGAAUAGUAACAACAAUAACAAUAAUAAUGCGGGGAGUACGGUACCGUCGCCGCCGCCUGGCUCUGUUCUCUCAAUCGACAAGUUCACCGUCUUCCAGACGAGCGAGCCGGUAUCAGUGCGAGCCACAUACGGUCCUUUUAGCACCAAACAGACUGUACCGGCGCGUUACAUAGUCCCCGAUCCGUUGGACGCAUUGCCGGGACCAGAAACGCGACGCAAUCUCACGGCGGCGACGAUUCUGGACGCCCAGGAACUCGGCGCUCGCCAUCUGGACAUGUCAGCUCAUCUGGUGGCCAACAGCGUGCCGCGCGACUCGCCCGUGCUCAGGGUGCUCUUCCACGCCGGCAGCGAGGCCGGUGGUAGACGUCAGUUGCUGAUGGCGCGGCAUCAGCGAGUCUGUGUAGUGCUGCACGCCAGCCUGGCCAGUCCAUCGCGGGGUAAUGCCGCGAGCAGGAGCAGCAAUGGACACGGUUACUCUUCCUCCUCUUCCUCCUCCUCCUCCUCCUCAUCUUCGUCAUCUUCCGCGCUUACGGCCGCCUGCAGUCCUGACGGCGAGAACGGCGUAUGUCUCGCGCAGAUCACCAUACCGGCCGAUUGGUGGGCACCGUUACCGCCGCCCGAUGCUUCCGGCCGUGUCAAGGUCGUCAAAAGUCUGCCGCGAUUGAUCCAGGUUGCUUACUCCGUGUUGGAACCGCGUACGGAGGAGGGAGGACUUGGUAGUGGCGGGAACGGUGGCGGUUCGGUUGACGCUACCGGUGGGUCAGGAUUCUGCAGACCCAGAGUGCAAAUACAGCCAGUCACUCCUUUGGGUCAAGUGCCGCUCGCGCCUAACAAAGCGGAUUACAAGGAACUCAGAGCGGAUGACUCGCUAACGUUGCUGGUGCCACACGGACCGCUCUAUCCGAGGUCCAGGUUGCACAUCCCGGCCUUCCUACAUCCCGUUAAAGUGACAGACCCGCGGCAGGAGCGACCGCCGUUGAUCGUCGCGGUUUAUUUAAGAGCGCGUGUGAAGGCCGGCGUGAAGAUCCUGGAUGCUUCCUCCAGCAGCCCUGACUGGAUCGUCGAUAGCGAUGUCAACGUAAAGAAUACGGCAGCUACGUUCACAGCGCGACGUAAGGAGAACCCGUCGCGUGCACCGAGCACAUCCGCGGAAGAAAUAAUGACGAUGCUGCUGGAGGCCAGCGAGGAGGGCAUAAGCGGAAACUGGGACGGCGGUAGGAUCGUAUGGAGUGUGCGUUAUGCGCUCGAGGGCGAGGAGGAAAACAGCUCGCAGUUGACGGGCGCUGAUCAGUUACAACAGCGAAUGCAGCAACGCCAGCUGCAGCAUCAUCAUCAUCAUCAUGUUGAGAGACGGAAACUGCAGGCACGGCUGGAGAUACAGAAGGACGAUAUACAGGCGGUGCUUCCGAUCUCCAAGAACUGGGAGGUGAUGAAUACGGCAGUGUUGACGGGGCGUCAGGUGUCGCAGGGGAUGAAGGUUUUCAUCGUGAGUCAAGCCGGCACGGUCGCCGAUGUCACGCUGCAGUCGUCCUGUCAUUCUGAGGACGAGAGUGUCCUCAAGGUAUCGUCCUCGUGCAGUAGCGUGUACGUAGAUGGUUCGGAGAUCCGGGGCUCCAGCAACGCAUCGGUACUCGUCAAAUAUGGCACGUAUACCGGCUUGGCGAGAUUCACCGUGUGGAUGCCCGAGUUUCCACUGGAGGUGAAUGUCGCUGACACGCGGUUGAACCAGAUAAAGGGUUGGAAGAUACCGGAGGAGCACGUGGCAAGUACGAAAAGCAAGCGGAGCUUGCUGAACGCAACGCAGGUCGAAGAGAAGACGGAAUUUACCUCGACGUCGAUAAUGCCACCGGAAACAGCGCCGGUGACCGCGCGAGCGAAGAAGAGAAGCGCCGUCGAUCCGGAGGAGUCGAUAGAGGACUCGUCUAUGGACGUGGACGAUCCAGACGGACUUCUCGAGGAGGACGAACACGAGGAGCGGUUCCGAUCUAAUGGGAACGAUCACGGAUGGGACACGAUCAACUCUAUCGAUCGAAAUCUGUCCCCGGCUAAUUGCAGAUUGCGCUUCCAGCAGAGUCCGGUUGAGGUGCAUGCCCGAUUUCUGGCGACCGAUCACGACUCGGGCAGGGUCUCGUACUUCGUCAGCCGGCGCACCUGGCUGCGAGUUACCGACCUCGUAGCCGGCAUGCUGCGUGUCUCCGAUCUUAGAAUAGCGACGCUUCUUCAAGGUAGACUGGUCCAGGGACGCGGGAUAGGUCGCACGGAGGUGCAGGUGCUGUCACCAAUCACCGGUAGGGUCAUCGGCGCGAAAGAGAUCAGAGUCGCCAACGACCGCGUGUCUGUGACGCGUCUGUCCGUCCGAGUGGUGUCCGGACUUCAACUCAGUAUCAGUCCCGAUACCGCGAUCGAGAACGGAUACGUCGCCGAAACCUCGGUUACGAGAAGAUUGACCGCCCAAUAUCAGGAGGGACUGCUGGACAUUGACGUAGAGUUCUCGGACAGUACCCGUACACCCCUCAGGGAAAUCGCUGUGAGUGAUUAUCAUUUACUGGUGGAGAGUCUGGACCCGGAAGUUGUGGCGUUCGCACCGAUGGUUGCUUCCCAUCAUCCACGGGUAAUCGCGGUCGGGGAGGGCCGCGGCGACUUGCUGCGCGUCAGUUUACAGCUGGCCGACUCUUGCCGAUUAUCCGGCAGACGUUCAAGCAAGGGCUCUCAGAGGACGACGGCCGCCGCGUUGGCAAGCGCAUCGGCCAACGUCGAGGUAGAUUUCGCCUCGAGCGAGGUGCCCAAUCGGCCGGAAUUCGUUCAGAACGACGGCGGGGGCACCGUCGGUUCUCACCAUCACAGAGAACGUAAAACCGGCCGGGGCGAAAUGGCGUCCGAUCUACACGACAUCCUCAUCGGGUUACCGCUGAAAGACGAGAAAGACGGGCACGAGCACGAGCACGAGCCUUUGGUGCAGGCACGGCAGCAUCGCACGGCUAUAGCUAAUGGCAUGUCUUCAGGGGGUAUGGGCGGCGUCGGCGUGCGUCACCACGGCGUCGGGGCGCGGAUGAGCCCGCUCGAGAUCGGGAUGUACGUGCUGCUCGCGGCGUUCUGCUUCGCGAUCGUUGUCUUUGUCGUCUCCUGCGUGGUGUACGCCAGCAAAUUCAAGCCCCAGCCACCGGACUCCCCGUUGACCGGUGCGGCCGUUCCAGUGCUUUCUGGCGCGGGUGCGAGGGCUCGCGCCGCCGCGAAUCAGCUGGCGUCUGGCAGACGACCGCCACGUGAAUCGACCACCAACGCACACGACUGGGUAUGGCUGGGCAGAGCGACUCUCGAACGAGCUGCCUGCGGUCCGCAACAGGUGCGCGUAACGAGUAAUCCGCUGGCCGGUGAAGGCGAACCCGAGGCCGAAUUGGGCACAUGCUUCGACAAUCCGAAUCACAUCGAGCUACCGUCUGCCAAUCAGUGGUCCAGUAGCGGUACCAGUGCCAUCGACACUACCACUUAUUCUAAAAAGGAUAGAGUAGCGCGAAAUAGUUUCGCGGCAAAAUCCGCGGUCAAGCCAUCCGCAGUGAUACCGCCUACUACGGCUACGACGGCGUCAACAGCGGCAUCGAUGGUAGCUCCGAUAAUGACCGCGCGGAACGACAACGAUGAUAUUCCUCCGCCUUUGCCGCCACACGGGGUGCCGGUCGCAAACUCGACAACGGCAACUACGGCGACCACGACGACGGUCGGCACGAACAACGUGAGCAACGGCAAUAACGAAGAUUAUAAACCGCCGGUACCGCCACAUAGGAACACGGGAGUGGGCGUGCGGCUGCCGGAACCGCCGCGGAAGCAUCGCCAUAGGGCGUCCAGUGGUGGCAGCGGUGGCCAUCAUGGAAAUAAUCAUCGGCACAGUAGCAAAGCACCGCAGCAGUCAAAUCAUCAUAUAGUCAAGUCGCACGGGAAAACUAGAGUAGACAACGCAAACAAACAGAACGGUGAGGACGAGGAAUUCAUAGAAUUGGUGAAUCACGACGAAAGCAAUAGGCACGCGAAGGAUGCCGGGAGAUCCCGGGAGAUCAAGAGGGCGACCAUAGUCGGUAAUCCUAUGUACUCGUCGUUCUCCACCUCCGCCGUAGUAUCCACCGUCGUCUCUACCGUAAACUCAUCUACUCCUACUGGCGGCGCGGCCUCAUCCACCACAACAUCUCCGCCGUCUUCAUCACCGUCCGCCUCUUCCUCCUCAUCCUCCUCUAGCUCCUGCGCCUCAUCCUCCUCCCAGGAGCAAGAGGAAUCGGUAGCGCUCGAUGACCUUAAUCUGGGUAUGGACUACAAUCAGAUCAUGCAGUACUUCGACAACCUGAAAGAGUCGAAUGCCUAGGUGAGGCCGUUCGACCUUUUCGAAGGUCGAGCAGUAGUCAACGUCGAUACGGAACACCGGGAUCCUCGUUAGUAGAUAUAACGAGUACGUCGAGUUGUCUCUUCUCCCGUUUGAGAAUUCGCUCUCGCGGGAACGAGAUUUUGCUAUUAUCGAGAACGAUGAUCCUGGAUAUUUCGUAUUUUAGACUAUAAUCUAGUCAGCUUCCUAGCAGCACAUCAUGAGUAACGCGCAAACACAUACACAUACGCUCAUAUUGACGAAAACUUAAGAAAGGGAUAAUUCCUUCGCACACGAUUCAUACAGUCUCUCGACAAUUUGUUACGACCGCUAGCAAUUUUUGGGCGCAACGGGUAAAAGUUCCUCAAGUACGAUAUAAUUUGCUGAUAUAUAUUCGUAUUUUAUCGCAUCGAUACGUAAAUAACGAUACGUAAAAUGUAAUGCGCGAUAAUAAGAUGAAGCGAUUGUGUAUUACAUCAAUAGUUUAUAUUAUAGGCGCGGCAAAGAUGCAUAUUUUUACUAUAUUUUUUUACCAUUUUUACAAAUUAUUGUUAUCAAAACGAUUCAACUUUGAGUAUCUUUCUCUUCUUCUUUCUUAUGCUAAUACUUUUGCUAUUUUUAUUUACGAAAUAUUUUCUUUGAUGACUUUAAAUCUUGGACUGAUAAUAUUAUGUUUAAUAGAUUUAAUCUCUAUCGUGUUUAUAUUUUAGUACACAUGCGAAGUGUAGUAUUCGAGUAUCGCGACUGCGAAAACUUGCUGGCGUAAUAAAUAGUCGGAGUACUGUUUGUACACGCAAGAGGCUUUACAAAAAUUGACUGUCGGUGGCCGGUGGGGUAGAUAGAUCGCUCGCUCGAUGACGAAAGCGUCACGCGGCAUUUCGACGUUUCGUUUCUCGCUGCGAGCUUUCCUUCAUUUCGUGCAGGAUCGUCGAGGAUCCUCGCUCUUGCCCCCAUGCCAUCUUGAUCUCUCGCUCGAGCCCUUUCUGCGCUACCACGGUUCCUCCCCUCGUCAGGCCGCAAGAAAACUAGCGUCAGACAAUUCGAGGUGCUUUGUAUUUCGAUCGCGCGUGCAUCUGGUAAUUUUCACACAUAUUUUUGCAUUCUUUGCGUCGAGUUUGUGCCAUAAACUAGCUGUAUAUCUAAUAGCAAGUUCCUUCGAACAAUUCUAAAUUUCCCGAUUUUUUAAUUCAAAAUUCACGGAGAGUAAUCCACAGGAUUUUUACGAAAAUCUUACGUUUAUCUUAAGCGUGCAAUUUUUACAUUUAACAAUGGAAAGCGCAAAGAGAUAUAUAUGUACUUACCCUUGAAUCUACCAUGGAUAUAAAAAAUUGAUUUUUACACCACUGCGUGUCUCUUCUUCGUUAUUUCUGUCAAUGUUUAAUUUUUAUUCAAUACUCGCUUCACGUGCGAUGCCGUCAACGGUGAGCUCUUUUAGUUCGCCAAACGACGGACUGUCAAUCAGUUAGUCGGGAUCGAUCCAUAUGCAAGGCGCGAUCGAAGUACGACGAAGCGUUCACUUGCGACCCGAUCCAGUUGCAUUGGAGGACACAUAUUUAUUCGGUCGACCGUACGUCGUAAUGUUUGUAAAUUUUGCUUUGUAAGACUGUGUACAUAUAUAUAAAUAUAUAUAUAUAUAUAUAGAUGCGAUAGAGCGCGUGUUAAUUAUCGACUUACAGAUUUAAAGUUACAUUUGUAUGGCUAAUAGAGAAUCGCGAAUCGUUCCACGCGUCGUUCGACGAGAAAUUCCUUCGACUUCAUAUCGAACGAGAGAAAACGUCGACGACGAAAUACGCGUAUACGUUAUACACUCUACGAUGCUCGAACGCUACUCUCUCUGAUAUCGCUUUUGAAUUACCCUUCGUCCCUCGAGACUCCACAAUCGUUUUAAAUACGUCGCGCUCUCGGCACUUUUUAUUCUGCCGAAAAUAUUUUCAUCACGUGAAUGAGUCUACACGCGUGUACGACAUCGUUAAAGCGAGAUUGGUAUCUGAGUAUAUGAAGCAUCUUGACAUUGAUACCUAAUUAUAACGUAUCGAUACAUAUUUGGGUACAGCAUCGAGAUAUCUUAAUUAAGUGCGUUCUUGCUUUAAACGUUUGUAUCUAGGUAUUAUAUCUGUUACAGGAUACUGUAACGUGUGUAUAUAUAUAUAUACUUGCCAUAUCAAGUGUAUAAUUGUAUAUUUACCGUAACAAUAUUAUCCGAAAUAUUGAAGUCGAUCGUACGGCAUGAAGAAAAUAUUCCUUUGUUUUGUAACAUAUUUAUUCAAUUUAGAUUUUAUUUAUGAUCAUUAACUUGUCGCAAUGUUUUAGCAAUAUUCGGAAUAUGAAGAAUGUGUUUCGAAAUUUUUAAUGACUGUCUCAUAUUAUAUAUGUAUACUUAGGUGCUAUUUCAAAAAAGAUAUGUAUUAUUACGCGAACACAUCUUUAGCGUGUAUCCGCAUUUCUACCUAGAUACAAAAAGAAAAUAUACAGCCGAUACGUUUGUUGAAAGUGUGUAUAAACUAAGUGAAUAUUAUUGUUUAUAACUGGCUUGUAAAAAAACAAACAUAAAUUUAUUGUUUACGUUGAGCAAGUGAAAGAUAAUGGAGAAACUAUUUUUGAGACAAUUUUUCGAAAUGGUCAAAUUGAUUAAAAAUUGACCGAUUAUUCUCUUGCACACUUAAUAAUUAAUUACUUUGGUUUAGGUAUAUGAAUAAUGAAGUGAAUGUUCUGAUAAAAAAUAUGUAAAUAUAGAAACAUGAAGCAAUAGCAUAUUUUAUAAUAUAAAUUUUAUUUUUUGUAGUGUGAUUUAUUCUGUUAUAUCCAUUUCAUUCGUAUUUCAUUCGAACGCUUUACCUCAAUAAAAUAUGUAAUUAUUGAAUGCUACUAUAAAGCCUAAAAAUACUUUUUAAAGAGAAUAAUCUGUGGAUAGUCGAGACAUGUUCACUUAGUCUAUAUGUAUUUUCUCUCCGUAUACUUGUCACAGCGAAGAGAAAGAAAGAGAAAGAAAAAAAUCGUUUGUUCUUCCCAAUUGAUUAGAAUAGUUACGAGUUCACCUACAGUUGUUUUCCAUAAUAAAAUUGGUUAUCGCAAAGCGAAUGAAACGAGGCUGAGACAAUUUAAGUGUAAACGACCUACUCCAAGGAUCAGCCAGGAAACUUAUAGCUAUGUACGUAUCUAAAGUGUAAGGACUAUGGUGUCUAAGUAUGUAUGUAACGCUAUAAGUUGUGUGUCAGCACAUCGCGUGGGACAAUAGUGAUUUAAUCCAUCGGCGGCGAACGGCGUUCGACGAACAAACGAUCGACGGCGCCUCGUUGUCGUAAAACACAGCGAAAUGAAUAUGUUUACAUAGCUGCGUAAACAUUGAGAAAGAGUCGGAAUAAUGUGAGAGCGUUCCGCCGAGAAUCUAGUCUUAUAGCAUAAUUAUUAUAUAUAAUACAUAUAUAUAUAUAUAUAGAGAUAAAUAUAUAAAAUAUUAAUCAAUGCGAUGUACGUUGCCUUUCGCCCGAUGAUAAUACGUAUCUUACGAAUGCCCCGCGGUCACCGUCGAUGCGUCAAGCUUAAUGUACAUAUAAUCGACCUUUAACGGAUAUGGCAAAAACGAUUUACCCAUUUGGAUGUUCCUAAAACCGAACAAAAAAGAUAUACUAACAUAUAUUCGAAAAUUAAACGCAUAGAAAAAACAAAAUAAGUGAAAAGAUGUUUUUGUUAAUAAUGACGAUAAAAUUCGUGCUGGUUGAUAUGAUGUGGGCACUCGGCACACCAGUGGCUUAAACUCGCAUAAAACAAAGAAAUAAAUAUAUAGUCUCAUAUCACAUUAUACAGAAUUCCACCAUAUCAGUUAAGGUUGAAUAGUUUUUGAACCGAUUGCAAAAACAUAUUCUUCUAUCCGAUAAAACUAUCGAUUCUUUAUGAAUUUUUCCUGAAACUUAAUCCAGAUGUAUCCAGAAGUAAUCUAAAUCGGAUCAAAAAGCAGCUACCUUACAAAAUUACGAAAAUCUCAUUUAUCUACUUUAUAAUAUGAAAUCUAUAGAUAUUGUUUUCUGCAAUCGGUUUUCAUUAAGAACGGCUCUUGAUAAUAUAUAUACUCUUCUAUAAGCGAAAAAUUGGAAGUGACUUUCAAUAGCGACUCACUCAAGAGUUUUGCUUAAGAAAUCUAAAUAGCUCAAAAGUAUACUGAAGUUUAUAUUCGUAUCUCACAUUUGACACUUAAUAUUGCCUUUGGAAAUAACAUAUAUAUAUAUAUUAUAGUUAAGGAAUACGAUACUAAAUCUGAUACCGUAACAUUUUCCAGCGAUAAAAUUAACAGUACUUCUUAAUAAUUAACAGUUAUUCGGAUUAACUCUAUGCAAUUGUACGAUCUUCACAUAUGAGAUAAAUAAGUCAAAUCUAGCUGAAUGCGAGAUACGGGUAUUUCAGCUUCAAUUCUAGUUAAUUGUUUUUUAAUUGUUAGUUAAUUGUUUUGUUCUUUUUCGUUGCUCUUUCUUUUUAUGUGGACGAAAAAGCGAAAUUCAACGGUGAACACGGUGAAAACAUGUACGAGUCGAUCAUAUCCAGUAUCAAGCGAAACAGGCGCGCGCUAAUCGUUCGUAUAUAUGACUAUUAUCUAACGAUUUUGAUAUAAGGACACUUUUGGUGAUUAUCAUGAUGCCAUAGCGUUUACUUAUUGUUAGUGUUACUGAGAGUGAUCGGAGUCAGUGGCUUGUAUGUUAGUAUACAUCGUCGCAAGGCGCGCAUACACAUACAUACACACAUGCAUAUAUAUUAGACAAAAUACUUGUGCACAUAUGCACUUCCAGUUCCACGUCAUUUCGACAAAAGACUUGCGCUUCGUAAUAUCAACAUACUUCUCGCAAAACUAGGCAUCGGGACAUCCCUUUAGACAUCCCUUUUAAUGGAAUCCAGUGAUUCCCUGUAAGAUUUUUGUUAUGUCGCAGGAGGGAUUUCAUAGUUGUGUGUUGUAACAACUUCUCGUCAUAUCCAGUUUUCUCAUUAUAUUUAUCCUAGUUCCUACCAAAGCUUUGUGUACUUUUUCGUUUUUUUUUUUUAAUUUUCUUUACUUUUUACUUUUUUUCUUUCUUUUUUACCUUUUUUAUCCUCCUGACAAAGAAAGUUAAUAGAUCAAUUAACACAUGUCUAUAUUAGUAUUUCUUGACCAUUCGAUUUUAUUAUUAUUUUUUUUUUAAGUAUUCGAUCGCUUGGGAAUCACUGACAAUCUCUUUGAAGAUUUUUUUAUCCCCGCAUUUAUUCCACGAUUCAGCAAAUUCUACGACAAUUCCUAUCUACGACCAAUGUAAUAAAAGCGACAGUAAACGCGCUUGUCGCAUAUGGUCCUUCCAAUCUUCCCUCUUUCCUGAACUCCUGCUGAUUUGGAGAGGUAUGACAUAUAGAUGCAUCGCUGACUCUGCAUCCGCGCACAUUCCUCAAACACCCCAUUAAUUUUAAGUGUGAUAAAUGCGGAACUGAGAAGAAAAGUAAGAAAAAAGCAAAGAAAGCGAUAAUUAGUAAUUACUAUAACUGCGCUCGCGACGACGACGCUCGAGGACGUUGACGAUGGCGGUGGUGACUGCAUCUACGAUGACGACAAUAUUCGACGCGAGUGUCCUCCGAACUGAACGAUUUUGAAAGAAAACGAUUAUAUAAUAGUGCAGAAGUUUGUUGAUGAUUUCAGCUGUCCCCCGAUGAGACGAAGAGUAAAUUCUGAAAAUUUUAUUUAUAUGCGACAACAUGCAGGAAGUUUUUCAUGAAAAACUAUCUCUAAUCCAUUUUAAAUCUAUAUCACUUCACGAUAAAAAAAAUCUUUUUUAUAAUACUCUCUGUAAUACUUACAAUUAUGAAUUAGUUCUUGUUUUACAAAAAUAAAAACUGGAUUUGAGAAAAUUUUAAAAGAAGCAAUUUUUUAAUUGCACGUUGAAAAGACUAUAAUUCUGCAUUUUAAUAAUAAUCGAGAAUUUCGCACUAGCUUUCUGUCAACAUUUCUUACAAAAAAAUCGUCAAUCUUCCUGGGUCUGAAAGUUCGGGGACAUCUUGCUCGUUUAUACUGUCGCAAGCAUAUAGUAUCAGCACAAGAUAUUGGAGUCAUUCCAUGAUGCCAGAUGACAUUUCGGCACUUUAUUAGAAUAAACCUGUGAGAUAUAAUAAAUCUUUUUUGUGAAAAUGUGUUUUAUCAGAUAUUCUGAUAGAUUUAAUCGGUUCUUCUAAAAUAAUGUUUUUUAUUUUCUUUUUUAAGAAACAGAAAUAAAUAGAAUAUUAAAACUGAUUUAUCUUCUUUUUCUUUACUUAUAUAAAAGCGGAAUAUUAUAGUUUAUAAGAUCGAUUUUUUUCCCGAGGUUGUCAUUCACCGCAAGUUUAUUCAAAUAAAAUAUGGAGAGAAAAAAAAAUGAUAUCUCUAAAGCAUUAUUGCGUACGGAACUCUGGAAUGACCCUCUACUCUCAUUAGUAAAAAUAUUAUUAUCAUCAUGUCUAUUAUACUAUAUACUACUAUUGUUACUUGUAUGUACUACUAUCAUUAUAUAUUAUUGCCAUCGUUGCUGUUGCUGUUAUUGUUAUUAAGAUUGUUGCUGCUGUUGCUACUGCUGUUGCCAUCGCCGCGUCGAUCGCGCGUGUACCGGAGACAUGAGGUGUCAUUGACGUUGUCGAUUGUCGUUGCCGUUAUCGUCAUCGUGGCCGUAGCCGUCGUCCCUAUCGACAUCAAUGUCGGCGCCGCCGAUAUGCUAUAAUUAAUAAAACAAUAAGAUACGACUAUCGCCUACUCAAUGUACAAUAUGUAGUAUUUACCUGUUGUUACCAUCAAACCGUCAUCAAAGAUAUAUAAAAAUAUUGUAAUUGUAACAUA